GGAUAGAAUUCUCCGCCAAACUUCCAACCACCACGCUGGGCUACUGAGCACAACGUUUCUACCGUUCGCCUUACCCAACAUGGUUGAACUGGAUGAAUGGAUUGCUACGGUCAGAAAAUGCAAAUACUUACAUGAACAUCAGCUGAAACGGUUGUGUGAACGCGUUAAAGAAAUUCUCAUGGAGGAAUCGAAUAUUCAGCCCGUUCGGACGCCGGUGACUGUGUGUGGUGAUAUCCAUGGACAAUUCUACGAUUUGCUGGAGCUCUUUCGUGUGAGUGGUGAACUCCCUACGACAAACUAUAUUUUUAUGGGCGAUUUCGUCGAUCGGGGAUACUUUAGUUUGGAAACAUUUACUUUGUUUAUGUUGUUGAAAGCACGGUAUCCCGACAAAGUGACUCUUCUUCGUGGAAACCACGAGAGUCGUCAAAUCACACAGGUGUAUGGCUUCUAUGAUGAGUGCCAAACAAAGUACGGUAAUGCAAAUGUGUGGAAGUAUUGUUGCCAGGUGUUUGACUUCUUAACUCUGGCCGCAAUCAUCGAUAACAAAAUUCUCUGUGUUCACGGUGGUCUUUCGCCGGAGGUGCGCACGCUGGACCAGAUUCGUAUUCUUGCCCGUGCACAAGAAAUCCCCCACGAAGGAUCUUUCUGUGAUUUAAUGUGGUCGGAUCCUGAAGACAUUGAAUCGUGGACUGUGUCGCCGCGUGGUGCCGGCUGGUUGUUCGGUAGCAAAGUAACAACCGAGUUUAGUCACAUUAAUGGUCUCAGUCUCAUUGCCCGUGCUCACCAGCUUGUGCAAGAAGGCUACAAAUUCCAUUUCCCCGAAAAAAGCCUCGUUACCGUUUGGAGUGCUCCCAACUACUGCUACCGCUGUGGAAACGUUGCUAGUGUAAUGAAGGUGGAUGAGACGCUGGAACCCGACUUCCGCAUCUUCUCUGCCGUCCCGGACGAAGAGCGUUCAGUACCUCCUAGUCGAAAAAGAAGUGAGUACUUUAUUUGAUGGAUAGUUAUGACAGCGCAAAUAGUGCACGAAAUAUCCCGCUUCUUCAAUUUUGUUGCGUUCCCAUCAGCUGUCAGGAGGCAGAUUGUUCCGGCUUUGGACUUUGUUUCCCUUCGGCGUUGCAUCAUAUGUGUCCCUGUGUGUAUAUGCGGACUUUCUACUUCUCUAUUUCUUGUUUCUUCGGUUUCAAGUGUCUCAUCUCAAAUGUGCAUCCGUGUCUUCUGAGUGAAACUGGUUCUUUUUACGACUAUGAAGCACUGUCUUCAUCCGUUCUGUCCCCUCCCCCCUUUUUUCGUAUGCGCACUUUCUCGUAUAAAAUGAGUUCCACGUUGUGGGCACUGUAGGUGGAAAUUGGUUUAUUCUCUCUCUCUCUCUCUCACGCACACUCUCUCUCCAGUGCGACGUCUUGUUGCGUUCAACUCUGCACGAUGAUAUGGGUCAUUAUGCCUCCUCCGUGAGCGGUUUUCUUACAACAGCUUUCAGUAACAAAAAAAAAGUCUUCCGUUUGUGUUGUAACGAGUUUUGUUAAUCGUGUUCCGUUCAGGCGUUUACCCGCCGGUUUUGGAUUGGACUGAGAAACGACAUUAAUUUAAAUGCACUAAUUUAAUUCCAUGUUUCUAUGUGGGUGAAGGUCUAGUGUGCAGCAAUGAGUCUUCGGAUUCGCGCAAACGAAGGGCUGCGAAUGUGUACGAUGGCUUUCGACCAGUUUGCAUUGCUGUGAACAUGUAAAAUCACUUCGGGAUUCUUAAUCGUAGGGAUCGAAUUCAGUCUUGUGGAUUUAAAAAAAAAAAAGGCGCUAAUUUUCGCCUGUACGAUGUCGCCGGGCAUGGACUCAUGUAAUCAGGAAUCCUGUCUUGAUAUUAAUUUCGUUUGGCUACUGGUGAACUGGAAAUCGUGAACAGAUUGGUAUUCAAUGAUUUAAACAGUACUCAUCGCUGCCGUAUAUUGUGUGAGUCCACAUGUUGCGAAAUGACCUUUAAUGCAUUUUCUUUAUGAUUGUUGUCCUUUUCACUAGAUCCAUUGGUAGUAAUGAUUGAGUAAGUGUUAGAGUGAGAGAGAUUUAGUGAAACUGGUUAUUUUCGAUUUAUGUUCAUUAAAACAACGAGGGAUGUUCACUAAGGUAUUUGCUUACGAAUAGUACUUCAUUAAAUAUUAUUUUGUUCAAAUGAUCGAGAUAGGAC
Schizosaccharomyces japonicus yFS275 is the source of this 2178-nucleotide messenger RNA. Its product is annotated as serine/threonine protein phosphatase Ppe1. Lineage: Eukaryota; Fungi; Ascomycota; Schizosaccharomycetes; Schizosaccharomycetales; Schizosaccharomycetaceae. Gene Ontology annotation, cellular component: chromatin; protein serine/threonine phosphatase complex. Gene Ontology annotation, biological process: negative regulation of isopentenyl diphosphate biosynthetic process, mevalonate pathway. Gene Ontology annotation, molecular function: protein serine/threonine phosphatase activity; hydrolase activity; phosphoprotein phosphatase activity. Bases 80 to 997 code for a protein of 305 amino acids. The transcript has a single exon. The record is from RefSeq and is a predicted model, not a curated record.